ACACAGGCCUUUGGCUCAGUCCUCUCUGCCAGUUUCUCCACUGUUCAACUCCUCUCUGUCUCCAGCAUGACCUGUGGUUUCAGCUCUGUGGGCUAUGGAUUUGGCCCCAGGAACUUCAGCUGCGCCUCGGCCUGUGGGCCCCGGCCAGGCCGCUGCUGCAUCUCCGCCGCCCCCUACCGCGGGGUCUCCUGCUACCGAGGCCUCACUGGGGGCUUCGGAAGCCGCAGCGUCUGCGGGGGCUUCCGCGCCGGCUCCUACGGAAGCAGUUUCGGAUACCGCUCUGGGGGCGUGUGUGGACCCAGCCCUCCCUGCAUCACCUCCGUGUCGGUCAACGAGAGCCUCCUCACACCCCUCAACCUGGAGAUCGACCCCAACGCCCAGUGCGUGAAGCAGGAGGAGAAGGAGCAGAUCAAGUGUCUCAACAGCAGGUUUGCUGCCUUCAUUGACAAGGUGCGCUUCCUGGAGCAGCAGAACAAGCUGCUGGAGACCAAGUGGCAGUUCUACCAGAACCGCCAGUGCUGUGAGAGCAACCUGGAGCCGCUGUUCAGUGGCUACAUCGAGACGCUGAGGCGGGAGGCCGAGUGUGUGGAGGCCGACAGCGGGAGGCUGGCCGCGGAGCUCAACCACGUGCAGGAGGUGCUGGAGGGCUACAAGAAGAAGUACGAAGAAGAAGUUGCACUUCGGGCCACCGCAGAGAAUGAGUUUGUGGCUCUAAAGAAGGAGGUGGACUGUGCCUAUCUGCGCAAGUCAGACCUGGAGGCCAACGUGGAGGCCCUGACCCAGGAGAUCGACUUCCUGCGGCGCCUGUAUGAAGAGGAAAUCCGCGUGCUCCACGCCCACAUCUCAGACACCUCAGUUGUGGUCAAGAUGGACAACAGUCGGGACCUGAACAUGGACUGUGUCAUUGCUGAGAUCAAGGCUCAGUACGACGACAUUGCCAACCGCAGCCGGACUGAGGCUGAGAGCUGGUACCGCAGCAAGUGUGAGGAGAUGAAGGCCACGGUCAUCAGGCACGGGGAGACCCUGCGGCGCACCAAGGAGGAGAUCAAUGAGCUGAACCGCAUGAUCCAGAGGCUGACGGCCGAGGUGGAGAACGCCAAGUGCCAGAACACCAAGCUGGAGGCCGCGGUGACCCAGUCUGAGCAGCAGGGCGAGGCUGCCCUGGCCGAUGCCCGCUGCAAGCUGGCAGGGCUGGAGGAGGCCCUGCAGAAGGCCAAGCAGGACAUGGCCUGCCUGCUCAAGGAGUACCAGGAGGUGAUGAACUCCAAGCUGGGCCUGGACAUCGAGAUCGCCACUUACCGGCGCCUGCUGGAGGGCGAGGAGCAGAGACUAUGUGAAGGCGUGGGAUCUGUCAAUGUCUGUGUCAGCAGCUCCCGUGGCGGAGUCGUCUGUGGGGACCUCUGCGUGUCUGGCUCCAGACCCGUGAUAGGCAACGCCUGCAGCGCCCCCUGCAAUGGGAACCUGGCGGUGAGCACAGGCUUGUGCGCCCCCUGUGGCCAGCUCAACACCAGCUGUGGAGGGAGAAGCUAGGCAGCCCCUGAGAGAAAGCCAGAGAAGCCCCUCUGCCUUCUGGGUGGAUGUGGAGUUGCUCCAGCCCCAGCUGAGAACACCAGCAAGACAGUAGCUUUUCCCUGUCGUGUUCUGAGAAUACACCACCCAAUUCAUUCCCACUAGCCCCUCCUCUUGCAAGGGGAUGCUGCCUGAGAAUGGACUCUUCCACUAGACUGACUCCCCUACCUCUCUGGCCACUUCUUUUCUCCUGUUUUUCCAAUAAAUUGGAGACCUGA
This is a messenger RNA of Erinaceus europaeus (western European hedgehog), 1787 nucleotides long. RefSeq names its product keratin, type II microfibrillar, component 7C. Gene Ontology annotation, cellular component: keratin filament. Lineage: Eukaryota; Metazoa; Chordata; Mammalia; Eulipotyphla; Erinaceidae. The transcript has 9 exons. Gene Ontology annotation, biological process: intermediate filament organization; keratinization. The record is from RefSeq and is a predicted model, not a curated record. The coding region runs from base 67 to 1530 and encodes 487 amino acids. Gene Ontology annotation, molecular function: structural constituent of skin epidermis.